Messenger RNA from Heterotrigona itama, 1399 nucleotides. The record is from the annotation of a GenBank genome assembly. NCBI's taxonomy places the organism in Eukaryota, Metazoa, Arthropoda, Insecta, Hymenoptera, Apidae.
AUGAAAUACUUGGUGAGAUAUAUAUUUUCUUGCUGGAAGCUUUCGGUCGCUUGCCUAAGAAGUUCAGAUAAAAUUUAAUCGUUUGUAUCGCAUUUUAUCUGUGUGAUCUUGCGAUCGAACAGUAGUCGCCUGUGUUGUGACAUUGAAUCAUUUCAUUCUUUUUUUGGUGAGACACUUAUCCUUCUUAUCGAAGCAUUUGAUUGCUCGUAUAAGAAGAAGCUUAGAUAAAACAUAAUCGAUUAUUCUUUGUAAAUUUUUUUCUAUGUAAUCAUGUUGUAAAACAAUAGUUACUUGCCUUGAAGUAUCCUAGAAGCAUCAAAUCAAUUAGAUUUUUUCUUUGAUGAGGUAUACUGUCUACUAGAUUCAUUUAAUGAUUGCACUAGAAAUUAAGAUGAAAUUUAAUCUAAUUUGAUUAGCUAUUUGCAUUAUAUUUUAAUUCUAUGAUGAGUUAAAUAAUAGUUGCACAUUCUUGAAGUAUCAAGAAAUAUCAAAUCAUGUUACUUAUGUUAGACUUUUUAGUGAGAUGCAUAUUUUUCUUAGAAGUUCUCCAACACUUGAAUCAAACAUUUGAUUCUUUGAUUAAUUCUUUGUAUCUUCAAAUUCGUUAGUCGUCUCGAAGUAUCGUCAUGUCACUUUUAGUAUCACAUUCUUUUGAUAAAACAACAGUUACUAUUUUAUCGAAAGAAGUCUACUCUCCUAGAGUAUUAUAAUACAAGAUCUUCUUCUUGUCGUAAUUUAAAUUUAAGAUUCAAUAUAGAUCCUAAAAUCUUGUUUAUAUAAUUUAAAGUCCUUGACAAAUUCAGUGAAAUUUCGAGACCAAUUUUGUCUAAUUAAUCUGCAUACAAAAAUAAUCUAUCCAGCAAGUCAAGUUAAGUCAGUUGUCGUCCUCGUAAUCGCUUUGGCUGUUGCCUCGGCCAGCCCCGAGCGUGAACGCCGCUCUUUAGCCUUGGGAGUCCCCGGAGCAGUGGUGUUGGGUGGAGCGCUACCUGGAUUGGCUCUAGCUGCUCCUUCAGUCGCGGUUCUUGGGCCCGCUGCCGUACCAGCGGCUGUGGUUGGGCCUGCUGCUGGUGUUACCGCAGUAGUUGGACCCUCUGCAGGUGCUGCCACAGUCGUGGGACCAGCGGCUGGUCCUGCUGCGGUUGUUGGACCAGCCGCUGGUGCUGCUGCGGUUGUUGGGCCUGCCGCUGGUCCCGCUGCGGUUGUUGGGCCCGCUGCUGGUUCUGCUGCGGUCGUGGGACCGGCUGCCGGUAAUCGACACAAGUUCAAUCGAUUAGUUCUAAACGUAGAACCUGCAAAGAAGUCUCAAACGAGUAUCAAAUCUUUUUUCUCUUUGGUAUUAGGUGCCGCGGUGAUCUCUGGUCCUGCGGGAACUGUGUUGGCGCCAGCACACCUCGGGUAG